This is a messenger RNA of Linum tenue, 903 nucleotides long. Lineage: Eukaryota; Viridiplantae; Streptophyta; Magnoliopsida; Malpighiales; Linaceae. The record is from the annotation of a GenBank genome assembly.
UAUCACACAGAGAAUCAAGCAGUCCUCCUGCCGUGUGUUAAAGUAAAUCCAUGGCUUCCGCAGUAGUUAGACGAGCAAAGCCGUCGGCUUUUAAGUCCGCGGUCGACGCAGGCCUCCGAAUCGCAGGAUCUUCGAGGUCCUACGCCAAGGUCGCCGUUGGGGCCGAUUUGGUCUCGGCGGCACCCGAUGUGGCCCUCCAGAAGGCUCGCAGCUGGGACGAAGGCGUCUCUUCCAAAUUCUCAACUACCCCUCUCAAAGACAUUUUCAAGGGCAAGAAAGUUGUCAUCUUUGGCCUCCCAGGUGCAUACACAGGAGUUUGCUCCCAGCAGCAUGUCCCGAGUUACAAAAAGAACAUCGAUAAGUUCAAGGCUAAAGGGAUCGAUUCAGUCAUUUGUGUGGCCGUUAAUGAUCCUUAUACAAUGAAUGGAUGGGCAGAGAAACUUGAAGCUAAAGAUGCUAUCGAGUUCUAUGGAGAUUUUGAUGGGAAAUUUCACAAGAGUUUGGAGUUAGAGAAGGAUCUAUCUGGUGCUUUGCUUGGACCUCGAUCCGAAAGGUGGUCGGCAUUUGUUGAAGAUGGAAAAGUUAAGGUCCUUAAUGUUGAAGAAGCGCCGUCGGACUUCAAGGUCUCUGGUGGAGAGGUUAUUCUAGAACAGAUAUGAAUGGUUGUGGGUUACGAACAUCGUAACAAGGGUUGGAAAUAACACGCCCAGCUGCUGCUGAUGAAGAUGUUGAAUCUGUACGCAGUUUGGUGUUUCUGAGAAUGGUUGUUUUUGUUUCAUUCCAUGAAACAAUGUAGGCAACUCCGUUUCCUGGUGUUUUAAGCAAUACAUUUGAGAAUCAACCUAGUGGUUCUUUCCUCAUCCCUUCGCCUUCUAUUUUGCUUGAAAGCUGCACACUGAUGCA